This is a messenger RNA of Durio zibethinus, 2952 nucleotides long. NCBI's taxonomy places the organism in Eukaryota, Viridiplantae, Streptophyta, Magnoliopsida, Malvales, Malvaceae. The record is from RefSeq and is a predicted model, not a curated record.
UUGGACUCAUAAAGGAAAAAAAAACGAAAGAGAAAAUCUGUUCACCCUUUUUUCCUUCUCUCGCAAACCCCGUCGACUUUGGUUUCUCUUUCAAAUCCACCAUAACCAACUAUCACUUUUUCUCUGAUUCACCGCUCAGAUUAAAUAAAAAGACGCGAAGGGAUUGUCAGGUUCAUGGUGGUUGAUUUGAUUAUUUCUUAAUAAGUUAAUUUUUAGUAUCUAGUGAAAAUGCCGGGGGUAAUGCCAAUAUUGCCCCUUCCGGCACCGCCUUCUGAUGGAGAUUUAGGGCCCUUACCUCCAUCUCAAGUUCCGGAAGCACAAAAUGAAGAGAUUCCAACAAAUGAGGAACAGAACAAAGCCAACUCAGUUGCAACCCACACUAGAACUAUUGGAAUAAUUCAUCCUCCUCCUGAUAUAAGGAAUAUUGUUGAUAAAACUGCUCAGUUUGUUGCCAAAAACGGACCGGAAUUCGAAAAAAGAAUCAUUGCUAAUAACGCUAACAAUGUUAAGUUCAAUUUCUUGACUAGUUCGGAUCCCUACCAUGCUUAUUAUCAACAUAGGUUGUCUGAGUUUCGUGCUCAGAAUCAGAACCAGUCCAACUCUCAACAGCAGCAACCGCCUUCGCAGCCUGCUGAUUCUGGUCCAACUGAGUCUGCGCCAACUGCAGCUGCCGAUGGGAAUGAUGCUGCAGCAGCAGUAGCUAAGCUUGAUCCUGCUGCACAGUUUAGAUUGCCUGUGAGGAAGAAUCUUGAACCACCGGAAGCUGCUCAAUAUACUGUUAGACUACCUGAAGGAAUUACAGGGGAAGAGCUGGAUAUUAUUAAGCUGACUGCGCAGUUUGUUGCUCGAAAUGGGAAAUCAUUCUUGACAGGAUUGACUAGUAGGGAGAUUAAUAAUCCUCAGUUCAAUUUUUUAAGGCCAACUCAUAGUAUGUUUACCUUUUUCACUGAACUUGCUGAUGCAUAUUCCAAAGUGUUGAUGCCUCCUAAGGGUUUGACGGAGAAGUUGAGGAAGAGUGUUUUUGAUAUGACAACUGUGCUUGAGAGGUGUUUGCACCGGCUGGAAUGGGAACGCUCACAGGAGCAAGCAAGGCAGAAAGCUGAGGAUGAAAUUGAGCAGGAGAGAAUGCAAAUGGCAAUGAUCGAUUGGCAUGAUUUUGUUGUGGUUGAGACCAUAGACUUUGCUGAUGAUGAGGAUGAGGACUUACCUCCUCCAAUGACGAUUGAGGAGGUUGUAAGGAGGAGCAAGAUAUCUGCUAUGGAAGAAGAUGAAAUUGUUGAGCCUGGAAAGGAGGUGGAAAUGGAAAUGGAUGAAGAAGAGGUACAGCUUGUUGAGGAAGGCAUGAGAGCUGCUAGCAUCGAAGAGAAUGAUGGUGAAAAGAAAGAUAUAAGGGCAAAUGAGGAACCAGAACCACCAAUGAGAAUUGUGAAAAACUGGAAGAGGCCUGAGGAGAGAAUCCCUGCUGAAAGAGAUGCUACCAAGUUUGUUGUUUCACCAAUAACUGGUGAGCUAAUUCCCAUUAAUGAGAUGUCGGAGCACAUGAGAAUUUCCUUAAUUGAUCCCAAGUACAAGGAGCAGAAAGAAAGGAUGUUUGCAAAGAUUAGGGAGACAACUCUUGCUCAGGAUGAUGAGAUAUCAAGAAACAUAGUCGGACUUGCACGCACACGUCCUGAUAUCUUUGGUACCACUGAGGAAGAAGUUUCUAAUGCUGUCAAGGCAGAGAUUGAGAAAAAGAAAGAUGAGCAACCAAAACAGAUUAUAUGGGAUGGUCAUACUGGAAGUAUUGGACGUACUGCAAAUCAGGCUAUGUCUCAAACUAUCAUGGGAGAGGAUCAAAAUGAUGCUGCCAACAACGAUGCACAGAACCUUCCUGGUCCCGCUGCUCCUCCUCCUCGACCUGGCAUUCCAUCAGUUCGUCCCCUGCCCCCACCACCUGGACUAGCUUUGAAUCUCCCUCGUGUUCCUCCAAACGCUCCCCAAUAUUCUGCAGCAUCUAGUGGUGGGCUUCCUAUGCCAUUACCUCAACCUCGUCCAAUGAGUGUUCCAAUGAUGCCGUCAAUUCGUCCACCACCACCUCCAAUGCAGAUGGCACCUGGCCAACCACCCAUGAUGAUGAAUCGACCACCACAAAUGCUUCCAUCAAUGUCCAUGAACCCAGCUAAUAUUUCCGUGCCCCCUCCACCAGGAUCUCAGUUUACCCCCGUCUCUGUUCCUCGACCCUUUGCCCCUUUUCCUGUUCCUCCACCUGCUAUGCCUAUGAUACAGCCACCUCCACCUUUGCCCCAAGGAAUGCCGCCUCCACCACCACCUGAAGAUGCUCCUCCACCACUUCCUGAUGAACCAGAACCAAAGAGACAAAAGCUUGAUGAUUCCAUGCUUGUUCCAGAAGAUCAGUUCCUUGCUCAACGUCCAGGACCUGCUUGCAUUACUGUCUCUGUUCCCAACCUUGAUGAAGGAAAUCUCAAAGGACAACUUCUUGAGAUCACAGUGCAGGCCUUAUCAGAAACAGUUGGCAGUUUGAAGGAGAAAAUUGCGGGGGAGAUCCAGCUUCCUGCAAACAAACAGAAAUUGAGUGGAAAAGCUGGGUUUCUGAAGGACAAUAUGACCCUUGCAUAUUACAAUGUUGGAGCAGGAGAAACGCUUGCUCUUUCAUUGAGGGAGCGUGGUGGUAGGAAGAGAUCUGGCAUUUUGGCGAGCCUCAGGGCAAAUGGAAGUAGAGGAAUCCUUUUACUUAGGGAGACAAAAAAGCUAUUUGUUUGGACUUUUGGACCCUGGUAUGUACAACCUGUCACAGGUGUUCUAGGACCGCUGAUACAGCAUAGGCUGGCUGGUUGCAAGAUGGAGGUUCAUAGAAUUUAUGGUUAACAAUGGUGCUUUUGCUAUUUUGUAUCCUUUUUUUCUUCAAUACAGCAUUGGACCUUUUUACUUGCACUAUGGGCAAUUUGAUUUACC